AUGGCUCGUCAUGCUCCUCUACAAGAAGCGCUGAUUGCGCUGUCAAAAGAUUUGAGUUUGCAGUCGUACGUCAGCUUUUUGGACAUGGUCAAGACAGCAAUCGAUGUCAUUCUAGACUCUGGUGGUCAACGUGGCAGAGUGGUGGAUAAAGAACACCAAUUGUUCGGACCAAUUCUUCGACAGACUUCUCAAGCUAAACUCAUUAUGUUCAUGUUGGGAUUUGAAGAAAUUUCCGAGUCAGACAAGUGCAUGUUUUUGUUGGAUUUUGAGAGUCAUGUUGAAAUGAUGAGAUUGUUUAAAGACAUUGCUGAGAAGAGUUUAGCAACAGGAGUCAGUGGACAGACACGGAUACUGGAUGCAUAUAGUUCUCUAAUGUCAGAUGACCCAUAUGUGGUUGUGAUUCAUUUAGGAUAUUUCUAUUUCUUGAGGUUUGUUCUUCUUACAUUACACACUGAUCACCGAGUGCUGAAAGAUCUUGGCAUCGGUGAACAGAUAAAAGUUGCAGCUGAUGCAAUUGAAGUAGCAGCUAAGAAACUUGAUGUGUUGCAACUUAAGGGCAUGGCGUGUAGAUCAUGGAUUGAAUGUAAACAACAAGUUCUUGCAUAUGUUGAUUCUGUGGGUACCAUGGGUGGAGAUGAUGAUGUGGUAGCAGUCCAGAAGAUGUCUUUUAGUCAGAGAUUUACUCAAACGGCAAAUCUGAUUGCUAAUGAACUGCGGAGCAACACUUCUGAAGAAUUUGUAGAUGUAUUUCUGUUCAUGCAUUUAACAAGGGUUGUCUUGUCUCAAACAAAUGUUGGUCAGUUGCUAGUUGACAAUGAUCUUUGUGAUUAUGUGCGAGUGUCAUGCAGUUUGCGUUCUGAAUACUUUACUGAGGAUAUGACAAAAUCGGUAGAGACAAUACGGUGUCGCUUUACUGAAGCUCUUGACCAUCCUCUUGAUGCUGAGACAAUACAAAGUCUUCAUCACUUGGUUGGUUGGCAAGUCCAUGGCUUCUUACAGUGUCUGAAGCCUCCAAGACAUUUCAAACACAAAUUCCAAACUACAACACUUCAUAGCAAUGGCUCUCUUUCAAGAAGUAGCCAAGUACAAAGAGUUAACUUACAGAUUCCGACGGUUUCACAUGCAGAGAGCUUUCACUCUGAAAUGCUUGGAGAGGGAGCUGUAGUGGCUGGAUCGACUGGUUUACUUGACACAGUGUCUUUUGAUAAUGCUGUUGAUAAGGAAGUUGGUACUAAUGAUGAAAAAAGGGAUGAAGAUAAUGCAGAGAAGGAAGACUUUGAAGAUAUGUAUGAUGACGAGGAUGAAGUAUGUGCAGAAGGAUUCUCAACAGUCAAUGAGGCAAUGCCUAACAGCAGCUCUAAAGGUUUUUCUGCUGAAUUUAAUGAGACGAGAUCAAAAGUUUCUUCUACAAUUUGUCAUCAAAGCAAUGACGAUAAAAUUUGUUAUGAUGUGGAAGAACUAGUUCAGUGCCUUGAUUCUACUACUACGUUUCGUGAGCGCUGUUUGUUGCUGAGUAGUGCUGUAAAUGCAUUGAGACAGAAAUCAGCAGAGAAGGAGAAAUUGUCACGUGACGUUUGUGAUCUGCAAGAGUCAUUCAAUUUGUAUCGAGAAUUUAAUGUUGUAGUCGAUGUUCUCAAACCAGUUUGGGAGGAAAAGAAGAAGCAGCUUGCUGUAGCUAAAGUUGAGAUUGAGACUUUGAAAACUCUUAAAGAUCGACUUUGCAAAAGGAAGAAAUUCGGUGAUACUGAGCAUGGACUUGUGGCAAAGUUUGUGUGGAAAAUUUUGAGAUCAGCGAACGGUGACUACUAUAAGCUGUCUUGCCUUGACUCUGCAGUUGUCAGAAGUGAUCGCAAUUCUAGAAUGUUAUCUGAAGAAGCUAUGGAAUCGGCUACUUGACAGUUUGAGUUGACGUCGAUCUCUUCUUUUUAAUUGUAUGUCCUCAAUUAUAUCUAAGCUUAGUUAGCUAUAGCACCUCUGCGUACAGUGCACGCGUGUGACUUUGUAAAUACCGGUAGACCGGUCUAGUUAUCUAGAUCACUCUACUUUCCUCAAUGUUGCAACUAAGAUUCUCAAUCCUUUGGAUGCCAAUGACGUCAUUAACUUUCAUGACGUACUCUAACAUUAAUA
Molecule: messenger RNA, 2127 nt
Organism: Corticium candelabrum
Lineage: Eukaryota; Metazoa; Porifera; Homoscleromorpha; Homosclerophorida; Plakinidae
Exons: 4
Coding region: 1-1896 (631 amino acids)
Source: RefSeq, a predicted model, not a curated record